CCGCCGCGGGCGCCAUGGAGCAGUGGCGGCAGUGCGGCCGCUGGCUUAUUGACUGCAAGGUCCUGCCGCCCAACCACCGGGUCGUGUGGCCCUCGGCCGUGGUCUUCGACCUGGCGCAGGCGCUGCGCGACGGCGUGCUCCUGUGCCAGCUGCUGCACAACCUCUCCCCCGGCUCCGUCGACCUCAAGGACAUCAACUUCCGGCCGCAGAUGUCCCAGUUCCUGUGCCUGAAGAACAUACGCACCUUCCUUAAAGUCUGCCAUGAGAAAUUUGGAUUAAGAAACAGUGAGCUGUUUGACCCCUUUGACCUCUUUGAUGUUCGAGACUUCGGGAAGGUCAUCUCCGCAGUGUCGAGACUCUCGCUGCACCACGUGGCCCAGAACAAAGGGAUCAGGCCUUUUCCCUCGGAGGAGACGGCGGAAAAUGACGAUGACGUCUACCGCAGCCUGGAGGAGCUGGCUGACGAGCAUGACCUGGGGGAGGACAUCUAUGACUGUGUCCCGUGCGAGGAUGAAGGGGAUGACAUCUACGAGGACAUCAUCAAGGUGGAGGUGCAGCAGCCCAUGAAAAUGGGCAUGACCGAGGAUGACAAGAGGACCUGCUGCCUGCUGGAGAUCCAGGAGACGGAGGCCAAGUACUGCCGGACGCUGGAGGACAUCGAGAAGAACUACAUGGGCCCCCUGAGGCUGGUGCUGAGCCCAGCGGACAUGGAAGCCAUCUUCAUCAACCUGGAGGACCUCACGAAGGUGCAUCACGGCUUCCUGAGGGCCGUCGGCGCGUCCGUAAUGCUGGGCGGUGGCACUCUGGCCAAGGUCUUCCUCGACUUCAAGGAAAGGCUCCUGAUCUACGGGGAGUACUGCAGCCACAUGGAGCAUGCCCAGGACACGCUGAACCAGCUCCUCGCCAGCCGGGAGGACUUCCGACAGAAAGUCGAGGAGUGCACACUGAAGGUCCAGGAUGGGAAGUUUAAGCUGCAAGACCUGCUGGUGGUCCCCAUGCAGAGGGUGCUGAAAUACCACCUCCUCCUGAAGGAACUUCUGAGCCACUCCACUGACCGGCCUGAGAGGCAGCAGCUCAAGGAGGCACUGGAAGCCAUGCAGGACUUGGCAAUGUAUAUAAAUGAAGUCAAACGGGACAAGGAGACCCUAAAGAAAAUCAGCGAGUUUCAGAGUUCUAUAGAAAACUUGCAAGUGAAACUGGAGGAGUUUGGGAGGCCAAAGAUUGAUGGAGAACUGAAGGUCCGGUCCAUAGUGAACCACACCAAGCAGGACAGGUACUUGUUCCUGUUUGACAAGGUGGUCAUCGUCUGCAAAAGGAGGGGCUACAGCUACGAGCUGAAGGAGGUCAUCGAGCUGCUCUUCCACAAGAUGACCGACGACCCCAUGAACAACAAGGACAUCAAGAAGUCUCACGGGAAAACGUGGUCCUAUGGCUUCUACCUGAUCCACCUUCAAGGAAAGCAGGGCUUCCAGCUUUUCUGCAAGACGGAGGACAUGAAGCGCAAGUGGAUGGAGCAGUUUGAGAUGGCCAUGUCCAACAUCAGGCCUGAUAAGGCCAACGCCAACCACCACAGCUUCCAGAUGUACACGUUCGACAAGACCACCAGCUGCAAAGCCUGCAGGCUGUUCCUCAGGGGCACCUUCUAUCAGGGUUACCUGUGCACCAAGUGUGGCGUCGGGGCACACAAGGAGUGUCUGGAAGUGACACCUCCCUGCAAGAUCAGUUCCCCUGCAGACCUGGAUGCCUCUGGAGCGGCACCCGGUCCCAGGAUGGUGGCCGUGCAGAAUUACCAUGGUAACCCUGCUCCCCCCGGGAAGCCAGUGCUGACCUUCCAGAUGGGCGACGUGAUCGAGCUGCUGAGAGGCGACCCCGAGUCUCCGUGGUGGGAGGGUCGGCUGGUGCAAACCAGGAAGUCAGGUUACUUUCCCAGCUCGUCGGUGAAGCCCUUCCCCGUGGAUGGACGGCCACCCAUCAGCCGGCCGCCGUCCCGGGAGAUGGACUACACCGCAUACCCUUGGUUUGCGGGCUGCAUGGAGAGGCAGCAGACAGACAACCUGCUCAAGUCUCAUGCCAGCGGGACCUAUCUAAUCAGGGAGCGGCCGGCCGAGGCGGAGCGCUUUGCCAUCAGCAUCAAGUUCAACGACGAGGUGAAGCACAUCAAGGUGGUGGAGAAGGACAGCUGGAUCCACAUCACGGAGGCCAAGAAAUUCGAGAGCCUUUUGGAGUUGGUGGAGUAUUACCAGUGCCACUCGCUCAAGGAGAGCUUCAAGCAGCUGGACACCACGCUCAAGCACCCCUACAAGUCCAGGGAGCGUGCGGCCUCCAGGGCCCCCAGCCGGCCCCCAGCCUCCUGUGCCUCCUACAACUUUUCUUUUCUCAGCCCUCAGGGCCUCAGCUUUGCUUCUCAGGGCCCCUCCGCUCCCUUCUGGUCAGUGUUCACACCCCGUGUCAUCGGCACGGCUGUGGCCAGGUACAAUUUUGCCGCCCGGGACAUGCGGGAGCUCUCACUGCGGGAAGGCGACGUGGUGAAGAUCUACAGCCGCAUCGGCGGGGACCAGGGCUGGUGGAAGGGAGAGACCAAUGGACGGAUUGGCUGGUUUCCUUCAACAUAUGUAGAAGAGGAGGGUGUCCAGUGAUGGCAGGAACAUGGAGAGGACUCACAGAUUUCCUUGGAAGAGUCCAGCUCUGACAUCGAUCCCCAGCUCUGCGACUCAGAGGGGAAAUGCCCGCCAGCCUUCCAGUCUUCAACAGCCUGUGCGGAUGGGGAGGGGGUUCAAGAUCCUAAAUGCAAACUGGCCCCCAUCAACCUGCUCUUGGCGGCUUGUCCUGGGUGUGCUACUUGUACAUAGAGGGAAGUUGGGCCGGCCCAGUGGGGCUGCCACCAGAGCUCAGAGGAGAGGGUGCGGCACUGGCGUUCUAAGCCAGGCUCCGGUGAUGGCUGAGGCCAGAGCUCAUCUUGCCCCUGUCUUGUUGAGAUGGCAUUCAGAAGCCUAGGUUUGAAUAGCAGAUGCUGUGCCCGGGAGGGCUGGGGACAGCAGAGGGUCCUUCCCCCAGCCCUUUCUGCUCAGCCCCUGGACUCUCAGCCCACCUGCUUCGUGCUGCCCCCAGGGGGAGGCUUCGGGCCUUUAGAGGAGAAGGGACCGGGGCCAGGCUGCUUGCUGUGGCCCCUGCUCAGCCUGGCUGUGCUUGGGUGUAGGAGAAGGAAGCAUUGCAAAGGGAUCUGCGCAGCGCCCUUGACCUCCCCACGUCCCUCUGUGCCAGGGGCAUGCAGAGGCCCCUCCUUUUAGGAGGGAGCCUGAGGAAGAGUGAAGUUGCUGACCCUACUCCCCAGUCAAUGGUACUGCUCUUUGCCCUGAAUCCCAGGAGUGUCCUGUCCUGCUGCCAGGUGGAUACAUCUUCUGUAAACCGUGCUGUGGGUGGGAAGAAAACAGUUUUCCCCUCGCUCAGUCCCUGCUGCUCACAUUCCUCUCCAGAAGGAGGCUCCCGUGGCUCCCAUGCAGGGGACCCCCUCUGGAUUUCCUGUGUCCUGCAAGGUGGUCCCUGAGGGCUUUGCCAGCCUCUACACAGGGUGUAGGUUCUCUCCCUUGGCAAGUCUUCCAAGGGCCCCCACAGCCAAUGACCUGGGCCUGUGAACAGAUGGAAAUAAGUGCUCUUGGGGGUGGCUCUGUCCCCCUAACCGCCUGCUACUGACUCUUGGCUUCGACUUGUGGCUGCCUUGUCCAGACCCUGUCUUUCUCUGCCAGAUGUCGCAUGAGAUCUGGUGACACUGUCCCCCUCCAAGCUCUGUGCCAAAGCCUCUGGGGAAACCCAUACCCUUUGGUCAGCUACACGGUCCUGAGGGAGAGGGGACCCAGCCAGGGAUGAGCAUGGGAAGGCUGGCCCCUGGUGGGUCCUGGUCACCAUGUGGCACCCUGGGGUUCCUCUGAAGUCAGCCUCGUGGCCUCCAGGCCCGGUUCACACACCCAGCAUCCUGGUAUGGGGAGGAGGUAGGGAGUGGGGGCAGAGAUGGUGAACAGCAGGGAGAAAAGGUGGCCUGCAAAGGCUGGAGAAGUGAGGGGGAACAGAACCACGUUUGGGGAGGGGGGGGUACCGGGGACGGCAAGUGGAGAAUUGGCCUCAGAGAGAGCAGACCUGAAUCCGUCAUCAGGGUGCACCCAGCACUUUGCACACGACCCUCGGCUCAGCGGGCCCAGCCCUGAGCCCAGGAUGGGAGGGGGAGAACCAGCCAGCCCCUUCCGUGUUUGCUGUCAGAAAGGUUUUGUGUUUUGUUUUUGUUGUUGUUUCUGGUUUGGCUAUUUUGUUUUUCAAGGGGAAAAAGUUUGUAAUUAUUUCAUCUGAAUCUCCCAUUAUAUGUCUGUGAAUAACAAGGAAGAGAUUUUAUAAUAGCAAGAAAAAGAUGUAUAUUUGAGGUCAUCGUGACAAGGAAGGACACUGAGAGACCUAUUUAGGACCCUGGUUUCUGUGAAAGUUUUGUUUUCUUUUUGUUUGUUUCUAAACAUGUGUCUUGUUUGUUUUUGCACUGCCUGAAGCAGAAGGGCUGGAGGGCUGGGGGCAGCUGGGCUGCAGGUGGUUCUGCAGGAGAUGGGGUGCCCUCUGCAGGGGGCUUGGGACCUGGGGCCUGAGAUGAGCUGUGAACACUUGGCAGCCUGAUGCAUGCAGGCCAGGGAUCUAGGGGUCCUGCAGCUGAUGGUGACCCCAAAUGGAACACAAACUGUACAUUUGCCAAUAGGUUUUUUUCAGAACACGGUUUUUACUGCAAAUAAACCUAAGUUCUUUUCUGCAAAA
Molecule: messenger RNA, 4785 nt
Organism: Manis pentadactyla (Chinese pangolin)
Lineage: Eukaryota; Metazoa; Chordata; Mammalia; Pholidota; Manidae
Gene: VAV2
Product: vav guanine nucleotide exchange factor 2
Exons: 29
Coding region: 15-2636 (873 amino acids)
Biological process (GO): cell migration; regulation of GTPase activity; intracellular signal transduction
Cellular component (GO): cytoplasm
Molecular function (GO): guanyl-nucleotide exchange factor activity; protein binding
Source: RefSeq, a predicted model, not a curated record